Messenger RNA from Aspergillus puulaauensis, 963 nucleotides. RefSeq lists its product as uncharacterized. The record is from RefSeq and is a predicted model, not a curated record. NCBI's taxonomy places the organism in Eukaryota, Fungi, Ascomycota, Eurotiomycetes, Eurotiales, Aspergillaceae. The transcript has a single exon. Bases 1 to 963 code for a protein of 320 amino acids.
AUGGCCGUUUUGGACAAGGAUCGUCCUCGCGGCCUGCGAGUGCCUUCUCUCUCCUCCUUCAGAUCUAAACACAAGUCGCCAACAGAGCCAGCUCCCACGAUUCAACUGCCUUCGGCGUCGCACUUGUCUCUCCAGACAGACUCCUUUUCGGUGACAUCUUCUAAGCCAACAGAAAAGACAUUGCCGCCCCAUCCGCAGUUUUCCCCGCAACAGCCCUCCUCACCUGUAGUGGUAAAUCCAUAUCCUUCGCCACCGCAGAUAUACAGCAAUCAGCCUGCCAACGGGCCUGUUCAGAACUCAAACCCAAGCCAGGCCACUGGUAACGAUGCUCCUCUCCCUCCUCUACCAGCAAACAGACCUAUGCCCCGACCUUUCCCUCAGACGACAUCACCACCGGCCAGGCGCCCGAUUCCUGGGUCUGCGACAGCACCAGCACCAUCGUUAGCGCCAGCACCAGAACCAACGCAACCACCAGUAUAUGCACCUGUGCCUGUUCCACCGGUGAACCCAACUGUCGUGCAACAGAGAACGCCACCAUCGAGCGACGAGGAACCGGAGCAGAGACAUUCCAAUGGCACAAACGACUCAUUAGAGGGCUUCAUCCCGGAUCCAGAGCCAGAGCCAGAGCUAGAUGGCACCAAUGGUACGCCGUAUGAGGCUGGGUCCAGCGAGGAGGAUGAUAGACCCUUCACGCCGCCAGAAGUCGAGCCGGUUUCUGUUCCGUUAAACAAACUGCACUAUUCCUGCUACCAGGAGCACCGUGCGAUGCCCGUCGCCAAUAACGUGUGGUAUGCGCUGCCCUGCAUGACUUGUCAGAAGUUCGACCGCGAGAUCCGACAUCGAUGUGUCUUUUGCUGUCUGCGCGUCUGCGCGGAUUGCUUCCAGGCACUGAAGAACUGUCCACGUCGCUCGCUGGCACAGCUGAUGGAAACGAUUUCAACGAACGGAGAUGCAGAAAACUAG